Spizellomyces punctatus DAOM BR117 is the source of this 1209-nucleotide messenger RNA. RefSeq lists its product as uncharacterized. The transcript has 8 exons. The record is from RefSeq and is a predicted model, not a curated record. NCBI's taxonomy places the organism in Eukaryota, Fungi, Chytridiomycota, Chytridiomycetes, Spizellomycetales, Spizellomycetaceae. The coding region runs from base 69 to 1064 and encodes 331 amino acids.
GAAAACAAGCCCCAAGACGUCUUGAAGAUCAGCACUUGCCAAUUCCAUUACACGCCCAAGCGCUAAAGAUGCCCUUUAAGCCUGUACCUACCAGAGUUUCAUUGCCUUCUGUCAAGAAACCGCGCUUUUAUCUGGGUACCACCGUUAGCACUAGACCCAUUGCAGCGACAAGCGCCCAGAAACACAAGGAUAAGAACACAGCCAUGAGUCAGCAAGAUGUAGAAAUUCCUAAGCGGGCAUUUGAGUUUCUUGGGUUUGGUGAAGAACGAGGCACCAAACCUAGGAGUCGAGGCAUAACGGAGAUUCGAGGACCCUACUAUUCUGUAGUAGGCAAACGGUAUCUCUCUGACGUACUGGAAACCUCUGGUCAAUGGAUCGACAGCCUCAAGUUCGCUGGCGGUUCAUUUACUCUUCUUCCUGAGCGUGCCCUACGCGAACUUAUCGACCUCGCCCAUAGCCACAAUGUCACGGUGUCGACUGGAGGAUUCAUCGAACGGGUUUUGGUUCAAGGCACCGGUGUACAGGGUCGCAGAGAAAUUGUUGAUAAAUACUUGGAGAAGUGUAAAGAUGUUGGGUUCGAUAUUGUGGAACUGUCGAGUGGAUUUAUCACCUUACCUUUGGACGAUUGGGCACGGUUAGUCGAACGUUGCCAUGCCUUUGGAGUGAAACCUAAACCAGAGGUUGGAAUACAAUUUGGCGCCGGAGGGACUACGGAAGCAAGUGUGCUUGAAGCUGAAGGAACAAAGGACGUGGAUAUCUUGAUUUCCCAGGCAAGGCGCUUCUUGGAUAUGGGAUGCGAUAUGAUUAUGAUCGAAAGCGAAGGUAUAACUGAAAGUGUUAAAACCUGGCGAACAGAUGUUAUAUCCAAAAUCGUCAGCGAGCUAGGCUAUCAAAAACUAAUGUUCGAAGCCUCUGACCCUGAAGUCUUCACCCAUUACAUCAAGACCUAUGGGCCAGACGUUAAUCUCUUUGUAGAUCAUAGCCAGAUAUUGCAGCUAGAGGGUGUACGACAGGGUAUUUGGGGCGUAAAGGAUGUUUGGGGGCGGGUUGCUUCAUUCAAAUGAGGAGGAUGGCGCGGCUGGCAUGGGAUUAUGGUAGAACAUCCUAGCAAGCAGAAGAAUUUCUGAUCUGCAAGAAAAAGCCCCAGAUACGGAUCCUUUAAAAAUAUUCUUGAUGAGAGAGAGAUGCACAAUCUUUCUCAACCUCCGC